AUGGACACCUCAUCCACCAACGGUCACGGAAACAGCUCGGUGCAGCAACACUCGAACCAACCCCAUCUCGCCACCAAAGAGGUCACAAUGGAGAUCGAGCCUGUCAACAAGAAGCCCAUCAAGCGCAUCGUUCCUGAGAAGAUCGCUGAGGUUGGCCAGUGGAAGGCUCCAGUUGUCACCGAAGAAGACAAGGCUAUUAACGAGGACGGCAAGGCUGUCCACGAGGACGGCAAGAUGGAGAUGUCGACUGAAGGUGUAAAGACAAACUGA
This is a messenger RNA of Aureobasidium melanogenum CBS 110374, 270 nucleotides long. RefSeq lists its product as uncharacterized. Bases 1 to 270 code for a protein of 89 amino acids. Lineage: Eukaryota; Fungi; Ascomycota; Dothideomycetes; Dothideales; Saccotheciaceae. The transcript is spliced from 2 exons. The record is from RefSeq and is a predicted model, not a curated record.